Messenger RNA from Catharus ustulatus (Swainson's thrush), 2592 nucleotides. It is a transcript of the gene KRT80, whose product is annotated as keratin 80. Bases 534 to 1922 code for a protein of 462 amino acids. Lineage: Eukaryota; Metazoa; Chordata; Aves; Passeriformes; Turdidae. The record is from RefSeq and is a predicted model, not a curated record. Gene Ontology annotation, molecular function: structural constituent of skin epidermis. The transcript is spliced from 9 exons. Gene Ontology annotation, biological process: intermediate filament organization; keratinization. Gene Ontology annotation, cellular component: keratin filament.
UAUCACUGUUCCUUCCUGCAGAUUUAGGCUGGAAAGCAGCCAGAGGCUGAUGCUCCGUGUGCCAAAUCCUGUGCAGAGCUGUGCCUGGAGCACUCCUUCCCCAGCCCAGCACCUCCAAUUCCUUUCCUCACCUUUUAAGGAUGAGGGAAGCAGCUGCUGGGGCCUGGAAUUACCUGGGAGGAUUUGGUUUUGCUGCGAGGGCCUGAGUCCUCCUCACACAAACAAACUCCUGAAGAAAGGAGAGGACAGAGGAGGGAAUAAGAAGAGAAAAAAAAAAAAAAAAAAAAAAAAAAAAGCCAACAGGUUGAUCUGGAUUUCCAUCAAGGGUUCCACCCUCCUCCGUUUAAUGAACAUCGCAGAACAGGUGCUUGGAAUUCAUUACCAGCCCACGAGCCCAGGCGAGGGGAAUCGCCCGGCCCGGCUCCGCUGCUGGCCCCGGCUCGGAGGCAGCAGCAGCAGCAGCCACAACCCUCGAGCCCGGCUGUCCCCGAGCCUGUCCCCGAGCCUGUCCCUCCCCCGGAGCCGCUCCGGGCAUGACCAACCCCAGCUGUGCCUUCUCCGGCGGCUCGCUGUGCUCCGGGGAGGCGGCGGCGAGCAUGAGCCCGUCCCCGGAGCGCCGCAGCCCCGACGGCGGGGCCAGCGACGGGCUGGGCUCGGUGGGCAGCGACGGGCUGGGCUCGGUGGGCAGCGAGGGCUGCGGCUCCCUGGGCAGCCUGCGCUACUCGCCCUUCUCCGUGGACAGCAGGAUCCCGGCCCCGGUGCGCCUGGACAUCGACACCGACUUCCAGGCUGUGCGGCAGCAGGAGAAGGAGGACAUCAAGGUGCUCAACAACCAGUUCGUGACCCUGAUCGAGAAGGUCCAGAGCUUGGAGCAGCAGAACAAGAUCCUGACAACCAGGUGGAACUUCCUGAAGGACCAGGACAAUUCCCACUCUGACUCGGACAUCAAGGCCAUCUACGAGCAGUACAUGAGCAAAAUGAACCAGGAGAUGAGGGCGCUCAACUACGAGCAGGAAACCCUGGAGUCAGAGCUGGAAAAGGUGCUGAGCACCAUGGACACCUUCAGGAGCAAGUAUGAGGAUGAAAUUCGCCUCUGCAGCGGGAUGGAAUUCACCUUCAUGGAGCUCAAAAAGGAUUUGGAUGUGAGCACCUUGCACCGCACUGAGCUGGAGGUGAAGCUCAAAGGGCUCCAGGAGCUGCUGGAGCUGAAGAAAACCAUCUAUGAGCAGGAGCUGGAGGAGCUGCUGACAGAAAUCAAGGACAUUUCUGUGGUGCUGGGAAUUGACAGCUGCUCCCGGCCGGACCUGGGCAGGAUCGUGGAGGAUGUCAGGGCGCAGUACGAGGCGCUGGCCCUGCGCAGCUGGGAGGAGGCCGAGGCCCUGACCCGCAGGAAGCUCACUGACAGCAGCUCCCAGCCCGGCUCCUUCGGGGGGCACCUCCUGGACAGCCGGAGAGAAAUCGCGGAUCUGAACAUCCAGAUCCAGAAACUGCGCUCCUGCAUCGUGUCCCAGAAGAGCCAGUGCCUGUACCUGGAGGAGCACAUCCGGGAGGCGGGCGAGCAGGGGGAGGGGACCCUGCGGGACGCCAAGGCCAAGGUGGCCGGGCUGGAGGAGGCGCUGCAGCGCAGCCGCGAGCACGUGGCUCAGCUGGUGCGGGAGUACCAGGAGCUCAUGAACAUCAAACUGGCCCUGGAUGUGGAGAUCCUCACCUACAGGAAACUCAUGGAAGGGGAGGAGAACAGCAUGGAGCAGCCCAUUCCCACCGUCAUCAGCGCCGUGCACUCCCGGCCGAAGCCCCCUGCUGCCGGCACCCUGCGCAGUUCGCGGCUCUUCGCCCGGGGCUCGGGGCAGGCGGAGCCCAGCGGGGGCUGCGGGAGAGCCCAGGACGUGCCGGGGACUGCGGGCACCGGGGAGCGCUCCUAGGAGAACGGGAUGGACUCGGAUCAAGGCACCUGGCAGCUCUUCCUCCUGAACUCCACCCUCAAGGGGUGAAAGAUGAGAUCCUGUCCAGGCUGGCCCUUGUCUUUCCACCAUUCCAGCUCCCAGCUCCCUUCCCAGUUACAGCAGGAACCAUUCCCUUCACCUUCCCCUCCAGGUCUCCCUUCCCGGGGGAUCUGCAGUCACCCCUUGGGAUGUGCCCAACAGGACCAAGUGUCCCUAGCCCAGUUUUAGCAGCUGCCAUUGGUCUCUUCACUGGUGUGGCCAAACCCUUUCCCUGCUCCAAGGGUGAUCCUGAUGGGGCUUCCAAGGAAAUCCAGGUUUCCACACUGCAGGAGAGGGAGGAAAACAACCCCAGGGAUGGAUUUGUCACCUUGAUUGACAGAUCUGGUGACACCCUGGGAGACCCCUUGGCCACCUCAGGGCAUUUUCCUGCCUUUGGGGAGGCUCUCAUUGCUUCACCAAAGCAAAAAUGCCUCAAAACUCUUGAUUUCCAUAAUCCCUCCCUCUCUCCAGGCUCCACAUAGCAGUUCCAGCUCCUAAAAUUGAGGUAUUGGUUCCUAUGUAACUGCACUGGGACAGACCAGUUUGGGUUGGGAGGGACCUCAAAGCUCAUCCCAUCCCACCCCUGCCAUGGCAGGGACACCUCCCACUG